AUGUCGUUAAGAAAGGCCUCCUUCAGCUCUGGAGGAUUCCAAGACUCCCUUUCCCAACAUCAGCACGGAGUUCCUCCUUCCCUUACCGAGCUGAGAUUUCUCAGUCUUGCCAACAACCAGAUCGAGAAUGAGGAAGACUUGCUGGCCGUGGCUCUCUUCCCCUCCCUGACGGAGCUGACCUUCUACGGCAACCCAUUCACCACGUCCAGAAGCGGUGACCCACCUCUGCUCACCAGUUUCCUCCAGAACAAACUGGGAAUUAAGCUGGUUAGGAAGAAAGUUUCCAAGCUGGAGAAGCCGCGUGUUUUUAUACCCGUCAAAGCCAGCCGGGAGAUUAAAUCCCGGCUACCUAAGAUCCGAAAGCGGCCCACGCCGGUCGAAAUGGCUGUGGAGACCACUUUCUGGCAACUGUGGACGGGAGCAGAUCUGGAUCCUAACAAAAGACUCGCUUCCCCAGCUGUUCCAGACAGCCAAUCCUUUUCUCUGGCCUACGACCUCGAUCAGCCCAUCCUAUCUCCUCUUCGGUCGGAGGACAGGUCGGCCUGCAUCUCCAUGACCACUUUAUACAACGAAGCCUUGACGUCCGAGUCCUCCCGAGAAGGGACGUCCUACGGAAGCGAUGUCCUGCACGAGUCUUCCAUCGAUCGGAUCCUGGCUGGGAAGGUUUCUGCAUCCCGGGUCUGGUUGGGAGAGAGUCUUUCCGAAGUCCUCCUCCCCUCAUCUCAGUUACCUUCGCGAAGUCCACCUGGGUUGCCACCACCAAGAGAGCCACCUUCAUCAGGCCACCUUCCGUCUGAGCCUCCACGUCUCCCAGAGGACGGGUCAGAAUCCCUACCUUACCUGAGGACACCUUCUGGAGAACGUCUACCGGAGAUACAGUUGGAACCUGUUGCCCCUCCAAACUCACCUUCGGAGGGACAGGAUGGGUCAGAACCUGUUCAGAUCGUUGGACCAGAAGAAGAAGAAGGAGAAGAAGGUAGAACUCUCCUCUCCACUGCUUCUGGUGGAGAGCUGACUCAGUUGGCAGCGUCUUUGGUGGAACGGGAAGAAUCCGAAACGCUGGUAUCAUCUGAACACGGCCUCAAAGGAGAAGACCUGGGUGUCCCUCUUUCACCCGUCCGAUCGCUUUCGGUGGAAAAGGAUCUCCCAUCAAGGGGAUCAUCUGUAGAAGAUGAGGAUCGGGAGGAACCCGUGGCCAUCUCCUAUCCCAGCGGGGAGGAUUUAGAAGAAGGCGUCCCGUUGAUGGGAUCAGGGGACCUUCUUCCAGAGGUGGCCUUGUUGACCGUUUCUUCAGAAGAAGAGGAAGAGGAGACUUCUCCGCUUCCCACCUUCGUGUUGGAAGACGUGGAUCUCUUGGGUUCUUCAGAGGAAGGGGAAUAUUCUGGAUCUCCAAGUUCUCCUUUUGUGGAAGACGGCCAGGAGAGCCUGAUGUUGGUGGAUUCGUCUGCACAAACAUCGACACGAUUCUUGGUUCCGCCUUCCCGAUCCGUUUCUGGAGAACUGUCCAAACUGUUUGCCCAGAUCCAUGACUACGCCUUGCCUCCAGAACCCGAGGAGGACGCUUUCCUGGCGGAAGAGAUGCUCACGAGUAGCGGACAAGGUGUCACCGAACCCAUCUUCAUAACUCAGGUGGAGGAAUCUCUCGAUUCCAGGAGGUCCCAUUUGAGCCUGGGGAAGGUGACUCUCAACGUGCCGGAGAAGUUUAGGGGUUACGAGGAGCUGCUGGGAGGGGACCCCGGAUCCGAUUUUGUUGAGCCAAAAGGAAUACAACAGAACGUCCAAGCUUUGGAGAAGGCCCUCCGCUAUCCUCUGGUCUACCGCGACCCAAAAGCCAGACUGGAUUGCUACCAGAAACCUUACGUCUCCGCCAAAAAGAAGGUCUUGAGGGUCCCUGCGCCGAAGCCUCGGAAGACCAGGAUGGAACGGCUGGAAGAAAUCCUGCUGGAGCUGAGGAAGCCCAAAAACAUUCUCCACAUCCCCCUAGUGUGCAUCUUGCGGAGGAGAAAGGAGAAUUGGCGGGAAUACCGGGAAGCUUUAGAACUCCUGAAGGAAUUUCAGAGAGAUUAUAAAGCCACGGUGGCCGUUUGUAACAAGGUCAAUGAAUCCAGGGCAAUCGGCAAGGACCAAGUUCCCAAAACUGACCUCAACCCCAUCCCGAAGUUCCGAAGCCUUCCGGAGAUCAAGGCCAGGAGAAAGAUGGACGAGUCCCCCGUUCAGGUCCUUCAAGAGAAGAACGGCUCCCUUCCAACCAACCAAUAAGAGAGAUCCCACCUCUACUGGUGUGCCGUCACCUACUUGUAGACCUUCAAGUAGGACGUGGCCUACUGGAGAACUUUUGCUGAGAGGACCUGCAGCUGAUGGAGCGGUGAUGCCCCUUGGUCCUACCUACCCCACGGAGGAGACAUUACCCUUGUUUCCAGGACCCCAUAGACUUGAAGGCUUCAUUGAGGUCCUCCAAGCUUCACAAACUUGAAAGCCAUGAGGUGCAUCUUGAAACCUUGAGGUCCAUCUUGAAGGCAACGCUCAAAAAUGGAACCUGGAAGACUCGAAUGAACAGCUGCACGAAUGAUGGGCCUCUCGUUUGUUAGACGGACUCUCUUUGACCCGUGUUGAGAAGAAACCAUUGAUGGAGACCAUGUUGAGAAUUAAUCAGUGGCCAUCGGGACCUUCCAGAAGGUCUCCUGGGGAAGGUGUCACUGGUAGACCGAGACCACCAAGUUUUAGUGUCCUCCUGUUAAGACCAACCAUCUCCACACACGUUUUUUUCCUUAUUUCACCGUUCCUCUCCCUGUGGAAGACCGUCAGAAGUUUCCACAGAAGAAAGAUUCUUCUUCUGUCUCAACGGCUGCAAUUUUCAUUUUCCUGGUGGUUCUUGUAGGCACGUUCUUAAAUUCUUAACGCAAUAAAAUUAAUCUCACGAAGGAUUUAAUCCUUAAA
Messenger RNA from Pantherophis guttatus, 2937 nucleotides. Lineage: Eukaryota; Metazoa; Chordata; Lepidosauria; Squamata; Colubridae. The record is from RefSeq and is a predicted model, not a curated record.